CAUUCCAUAUAUAUACUUGUUCCCUUUCCUUUCUUCUCCAUUUCUUUCUUGUGAACCAAGUUUUAUUCCAUCUGUUGAUUCUACUCAAAUCCCUUCAUACUCUGGAAUCAUCAUUAUCUUCGGAACUGUCUAUGCUCGGACAAAACUAAACUCUCCCCUUUCUCCCUCAUUAAUAAAUACCCUCCCUCCCUCCCUCCAGAUUUAUUACCAUCCAAAAUGAUGAUCAAUUCCCAUAACCACCCUGAUUUCUCCCAGGAAAUGCAGACCUGCCGAGAUUACAUUCAAGCCCUCGAGAUUGAGCGUCGCAAGAUUCAAGUCUUCCAACGCGAACUCCCUCUCUCUCUAGAACUUGUCCAACAAGCAAUUGAGGCGUGUAAGCAGCAGCUGUCGGGGACGGCGGUGGAGUGUAAUUUACGCGGCCAGUCGGAAUGUUCGGACCAGACAACAUCCAGCUACGUGCCUGUUUUUGAGGAAUUUUUUCCCAUCAAGAGGGCUUCAUUUCACUCCGAUGGCGAAGAACACCAAUCUGUUCAUGACAAGCUCAACGAAGACGACGACGAUGCUGGCAGCGACGACGGCAAAAUUGGUAGGGAUGAUAAAAAUCCUAUGAAAUCAGACUGGCUUAGAUCUGCCCAAUUAUGGAAUCAGACCCAACCGAAUGCUUCAGAUCCAUCCUUGAAUGAGGAAUCAACCCAGAGAUUGGACGCCACCCGAAAUGACAGUAAUGCACUUCCAGCGAGUGGAGCUUGCGCCACCUGCACGGAGGAGCAAGGCGGCAGCGGCGGCGGCGGCGGCGGCGGCGGAAUUAAGAAAAGCGACGGAAAGGACUCACAGGCCAACAAUCGAAAGAUAAGACGAUGUUGGUCACCGGAGCUCCACCGGAGAUUCUUGCAAGCCCUGAAAGAACUCGGCGGCUCUCAUGUCGCUACACCUAAGCAGAUCAGGGAGCACAUGAAGGUCGACGGUCUGACAAACGACGAGGUUAAAAGCCAUUUACAGAAGUACCGCCUCCACACACGGCGGCCGAGCCCAACAAUCCAACCGGCGGCGGCGGGGCAGGCGCCGCAGUUCGUGGUGGUCGGAGGAAUCUGGGUCCCACCGGAGUACGCCGCCACAGUGGCCGCCGGAGAGGCGGCCGCAUCCACCGCUGCACCUCCCACCGGAAUAUACGCCCCUAUUGCAACGCUGCCGCGGCCGGCCAGUCUAAAACAACAUAAUCCGAUUAUGUCCGACGGCGGCGGUAGUGCCGCCGGAGUACGGUCGAAUUCCCCGGCGACGUCGUCCUCCACUCAUAUGACCGCCGCCACCGCAACCUCGCAGGAUUAUUAAAUAAUAUUUUUUGCAAAUUUGUGUGACAGACAAUGCAUAGAGGAUAUUAUACAGGGAUUUACUAUUUCUUUGCAAAUUUUCCUUCAUAUUAAUAAAUUGUAGAGUCCAUUUUGUUCAUACCUCUGGCGUGCAUUUUGGUUGAAAUAAUAAUGGAGUAAUUCAAAAAUUUCUUAUUACAUUGUUUUCACUUUGUAUACAAAAUUAAUUUAAUAAUAAUUCUUGUGGUCACAUUUUGGAUUGUGACAGUCA
Molecule: messenger RNA, 1578 nt
Organism: Andrographis paniculata
Lineage: Eukaryota; Viridiplantae; Streptophyta; Magnoliopsida; Lamiales; Acanthaceae
Product: transcription factor HRS1-like
Exons: 4
Coding region: 217-1329 (370 amino acids)
Biological process (GO): regulation of DNA-templated transcription
Molecular function (GO): DNA binding; DNA-binding transcription factor activity
Source: RefSeq, a predicted model, not a curated record